Molecule: messenger RNA, 5019 nt
Organism: Juglans regia (Persian walnut)
Lineage: Eukaryota; Viridiplantae; Streptophyta; Magnoliopsida; Fagales; Juglandaceae
Product: protein CHROMATIN REMODELING 20
Exons: 26
Coding region: 232-4704 (1490 amino acids)
Cellular component (GO): nucleus
Molecular function (GO): ATP-dependent chromatin remodeler activity; ATP hydrolysis activity; ATP binding
Source: RefSeq, a predicted model, not a curated record
AGAGAGAGAGAGAGAGAGAGAGGAGGAGAAAGGUAAGACAUGCAGCACCUGAACCCGUGUCCCGACCGACACCCUAAACCCAAAAAUUAACAAAAUCUCAACGCUCUCUCGUAUCCCCAUUGCUUACUCCAAUUCAUUUCCUUUCCCACUCUUGCAUCCUUAUCCCUUCACUGAAAUUUCCCUCCCUGGAUUGGAGCCGAGCCGAUUGUGCCCUUUCAUUUCCACUCAGAGAUGGAAGAAAAGCUAGAGGAAGUAGAAGAUGCUAAGAGCAUUUCUAGCGAUUCUUUUAUUGACGACUCAGAAGGUGAUGAACCAUCAACAUCUGGACAAGAAGAAGGAUUACAUUUUGAGGAAUCUUUGACCGAGGAAGAAAUAGAAGAGCUAAUUGCUGAGUUCUUAGAAGUUGAGAGUAAGGCUGCAGAGGCUCAAGAAGCACUUGAAAAGGAGUCUCUUGCCAAAGUGGAGAGUGAAGUUAAAGAGGAGUUGGCACAAACUCUCCAUGGGGACGAGUUGGAAACGGCUGUUGCAAAUGAAAUGACAACUCUCAUAGAGGAGUGGGAGGCCGUGCUUGACGAGCUUGAGACUGAGGGUGCUCAUUUGUUGGAGCAACUUGAUGGAGCUGGUAUUGAGCUACCAAGUUUAUAUAAAUGGAUUGAAAGUCAGGCUCCUAAUGGUUGCUGUACUGAAGCUUGGAAAAAGAGGGUUCACUGGGUAGGAUCUCAGGUAACCGGUGAAUUUAAUGAGUCAAUAGCUGAUAGUGAGAAGUUUCUUCAAAUCCACAGGCCUGUAAGAAGACGACAUGGUAAAUUAUUGGAGGAGGGUGCAAGUGGAUUUCUGCAGAAAAAACUAGCUAAUGAUGGAAGCAAGGAUGGUGUGACAGAAAAUCCAGAGGUUGAUUGGAGCUCUCUCAACAAAAUAUUUUCUGAUGGUGUAUCUGAUCAUGAUACUUCAUUUGGCAGCAAGCAUUGGGCCUCCGUUUACUUGGCAAGUACUCCCCAGCAAGCGGCAGUGAUGGGACUUAACUUUUCUGGAGUCGAUGAGGUGGAGGAGAUUGAUGACAUUGAUGGCAAUUCUAAUGAUCCUUUUGUUGCAGCCGCAAUUGCAAAUGAAAAAGAACUACAUCUUUCUGAAGAACAAAAGACGAAUUUUAGAAAGGUUAAAGAAGAAGAAGAUGCAAAUAUUGAUCGUAAACUGCAAAUUCAUCUGAAACGGAGAAGACAUAGGAAGAGAUGUAAACAGGACAUCAAUGCGAAAGAUGUUUUUCCAGCAUCCUGGGUUGGCAAUUCUAAUCCCAUAUCAAAUGAGAAAACUUGUGAAGAUGGGAAUGGUGUGCCUAAUAAUCAUAAUGACUUUGCAUGCCAGAAUGUGCUGACUGAUGUGGUUGAUCGUUCUGAAGCUUCUAAUGAUGUUGAUGACAAAGUACCAAUAUGUAAUGUGGCUUCCUUAACUUCUGAGUCUGUUUUCCUUGAUUAUACCGAACCCAGAGGUUCCAAGCGUCCAAAUGAGAAUCAGGAGCUAAAAGUUGAUUUCAAGAAGAGUCGGACUGUUAUCAUAGAAAGUGAAGAUGAAACUAAUUCUUUGAAGGAUAAUUCACCUUGCAAUAUGGCUAAUGUGGACCCUCAAAUUGAGUCUAAGGAGAAUAUUUGUGACUCUGGUGUCAAUUCCCUUCCUUUGCAGAGUCCAAAUGAGAAGUUUGACUGUACUGCUUGCAGUAAAAUAGUUGCUGAAGUGCACCAACAUCCGCUUCUGAAAGUAAUUGUUUGCCGGGAUUGCAAAUGCUUAAUGGAAGAAAAGAUGCAGGCGAAGGACCCUGAUUGCACCGAGUGUUAUUGUGGAUGGUGUGGAGGUACAAGUGACUUGGUAAGAUGCAAAUCAUGCAAGACAUUGUUCUGUACCAGUUGUGUAAAGAGGAAUAUUGGUAUGGAUUGCUUGUCUGAGAUUCAGACAUCAGGCUGGAAAUGUUGUUCCUGCCGUCCAAGUCUACUCCACAGAUUAUCAUUGCAGUUAGAGAAAGCCAUGGGAUCUGGAGAUUUUAUAGUUUCUAGCUCUGAUAGUGGUUCUGAUGAUUCUGAUGCAGGUGUGAACAUUGCAUUCAGCACAAAGAGAAGGCAAAAAAAGAAAAUUAGGAGGAUCCUUGAUGAUGCUGAAUUAGGAGAAGAGACAAGAAGAAAAAUCGCAAUUGAAAAGGAACGCCAAGAAAGAUUGAAAUCUUUGCAAGAACAGUUUUCUGCCAAAUCUAAGAUGAUGAGCUCCGCAGGCUGUAAUGGGAAUUUAUCUGAAGGCGCGAGUGUUGAAGUUCUUGGUGAUGCUUCAACAGGUUACAUAGUGAAUGUUGUGAGGGAGAAAGGGGAAGAGGCUGUGAGGAUUCCUCCAAGCAUCUCGGCUAAAUUGAAGGCCCAUCAGGUUUCUGGGAUAAGGUUCAUGUGGGAAAAUAUCAUAGAGUCCAUCAGAAAAGUGAAGUCUGGGGAUAAAGGUCUUGGUUGCAUUCUAGCCCACACCAUGGGCCUUGGUAAAACCUUUCAGGUCAUAGCUUUCUUGUACACUGCUUUGAGAAGUGCUGACCUUGGAUUAAGAACUGCACUCAUUGUUACUCCUGUUAAUGUGCUACAUAAUUGGCGGCAAGAGUUCAUGAAGUGGAGGCCUUCAGAGUUAAAACCUCUACGUGUCUUCAUGCUUGAAGAUGUAUCAAGGGAAAGAAGAGUGGAAUUAUUUGCAAAGUGGAGAGCAAAAGGUGGUGUCUUCUUGAUUGGCUAUACAGCCUUUCGGAACUUAUCCCUUGGAAAGAAUAUGAAGGAUCGGCACAUGGCUAGAGAAAUUUGUUAUGCCUUGCAGGAUGGACCGGAUAUUCUUGUUUGUGAUGAAGCCCAUAUUAUUAAGAAUACUAGGGCUGAUACAACCCAAGCCUUGAAACAAGUGAAAUGCCAGAGAAGAAUUGCAUUAACUGGAUCACCUCUUCAGAACAAUCUCAUGGAAUAUUAUUGUAUGGUUGAUUUUGUAAGAGAGGGUUUUCUUGGAAGCAGCCAUGAGUUUAGGAACCGCUUCCAAAAUCCUAUAGAGAAUGGUCAGCAUACUAAUUCUACUCUUGAUGAUGUGAAAAUUAUGAACCAAAGGUCUCAUAUCCUCUAUGAACAGUUGAAAGGAUUUCUCCAGAGAAUGGACAUGAAUGUGGUGAAGGAGGACCUACCACCUAAAACUGUCUUUGUAAUAGCUGUAAAGCUUUCUCCUAUACAAGUGAAACUAUAUAAGAGAUUCCUUGAUGUGCAUGGAUUCACUAAGGACAAGGUCUCUACUGAAAAAAUCAUAAAGAGAAGUUUUUUUGCCGGGUACCAAGCCUUAGCUCAGAUAUGGAACCAUCCUGGUAUCUUGCAAUUGACAAAAGAAGACAGAGACUAUGUAAGGCGUGAAGCUGCUGUUGACAAUUUCCUUGUGGAUGGCAGUUCUAGUGAUGAAAAUAUAGAUUAUAAUAUGGUUCUUGAAGAGAAGACGAAGAGUGCAAAUGAUUAUCUUCAUGGCAAGAAUGGCGGUGGCUUUUUGCAACAGGAUUGGUGGAAUGGUAUUCUUCAUGAAAAUAAUUUUAAAGAGCUUGAUUAUAGUGGCAAGAUGGUUUUGUUGCUUGAAAUCCUAACCAUGUCUUCUGAUAUGGAGGAUAAGGUAUUGGUCUUUAGCCAGAGCAUUCCAACCUUAGAUCUGAUAGAACUUUAUCUUUCAAGAUUACCCCGAAGUGGCAAAAGUGGGAAGCUUUGGAAGAAAGGAAAAGACUGGUAUAGGCUAGAUGGAAGAACUGAGAGCUCUGAGAGGCAAAAGCUGGUGGAGAGGUUCAAUGAGCCAACAAAUAGGAGGGUGAAGUGCACUUUGAUUUCAACAAGAGCUGGAUCUUUGGGGAUUAAUCUUCAUGCCGCUAACCGCGUUGUUAUAGUUGAUGGCUCUUGGAAUCCGACAUAUGAUCUUCAGGCUAUAUAUCGGGCUUGGAGGUAUGGCCAAAAAAAGCCAGUGUUUGCUUACCGACUGAUGGCCCAUGGAACUAUGGAAGAAAAAAUUUAUAAACGCCAGGUCACAAAGGAGGGCCUGGCUGCGAGGGUAUUAGAUAGACAGCAGGUAGGUAGGACUAUUUCUAAAGAAGAGAUGUUGCAUCUCUUUGAGUUUGGUGAUGAUGAGAACCUGGACACUUUAACUGAUCUGGGCCAAGAGAAUGGUCAUACAAGGAACAACAAUAUGAUCGGCCAAUUUGGAAAAUCUCUUAAGCAGGCAAUGCCUCUUUCUCAUGGAAGCUGCUCUUCAGACAAUAUAAUGGAAAGUUUACUUGGAAAACAUUAUCCAAGAUGGAUUUCCAAUUGCCAUGAACAUGAGACUCUUUUGCAAGAGAAUGAAGAAGAAAAACUAUCAAAAGAAGAGCAAGACAUGGCUUGGGAAGUGUAUCAGAGAACAUUAGAGUGGGAAGAAGUGCAGCGAGUUCCUCUGGAUGAAUCUGCACGUGAGCAAAGGCCAGCUGUGUCAAGCAUGCCCCCUCCUGCAGCAGAGACUGCAACUGUCUUACAAUCUGAGAAGAGGAAUCCCCAUUUGGUACAGCGGAAAUGCACCAACCUUUCGCACCUGCUGACUCUUAGAAGCCAGGGCACAAAGGUUGGUUGCAGUACAGUAUGUGGGGAAUGUGCCCAGGAGAUCAGCUGGGAGGACCUCAAUCGGGACAGCAGACUGGCAAGGUGAAGAACAGUCUUCAUUUUUCUUCCUACGUGGAUUUGAUGUAAUUAGCUAUAAUUAUAGAUGUAGCAGUUAUAAAUUUGAUGUCCUUUUGAACACAACAGUGACGUCCUUUUUGUAGGCAUUGGUCCUGAAUUCCUGCCUGUAUACUAGGAUUUUUUUCCCCUUUUGUUACGGUUUGUUUAUCCAUUGGAAAUGGUUAGGGUAGGCAGAGGGGAAUUGGGGGUGUGAUUGUGCUGGUGGGGAUUUGGACGUUGUAAAUUUGAGCUGUAUUAAUAAUGAAAUCGGUAGUUAUGAAGUGAUGUAGCCCGUUGCAUUGGA